AGGAGUGCGGUCGUCCCUGCGCUGUAGUCUGUCAGUUUAGUAUAAGCAAAGAAAUACUGAACCCAUAGAUUUAACGAACUGCGAUAAUAAACGAACGAAGUUAUUCGAAAUAUACAUAUAAUUUUAACAAUUAGGUGUUGUUGUGUCAACUGUUGAACUGCUUCUUUGUGAUAAGUGUUUUAUGGUGUGUAGUGUAGUGCGCUUCGGAGUCCCGUUGGCCGGUAUUUUACCAAAUGUCAAGCCAUUGGAAUUUACAAUGUGGAGACUUGAAUACGCUGGAUACCGUCUGAUGUAUUCACCAUGACACAGUGACAGGAGAUGUCGCAGUCUGCGCUAGGCUUGGGAGGUGAGCGGCGCUACUCUGUGCCCUCUAACCCCAUGAUGCAUGAUCCGCGGGGAAUGCACUCUGAAGAUCUACACGCCUGGUCCAUUUACAGGCAAAAUCUAAAUUCCGAUUUCACUGACAGUGCUCUCGGUAGCACUGACAAAAGUCCCCUGCCAUAUGGAAAUUUCCAGCUUCGUGAUACAACAGUUCAAUCUAUCCUUUCUCACCCUAGAUAUGGGCCAAAAUCAGCUCUCGGUUCCAAUAUGUACACAUACCUUAAAUUCGGGUUGCCUCGUGUUUUUCCACCUAAUCACAAUGGCUCACAACGAUCGGGAACUCCAAAACCAAAAACAUCUAUUGGAAGCGGCAUGAAAUCUGUUCCAAGGAUACAAAGACAGACUCGAGGUGUACGUGAAACAUCGUCUGGCUACGAUAGUUCGGACAACGAAACUUCAACAAAUUAUAAAUAUAGCCGUAAAUAUCGUUCUGACCCUGACUUCAGGAUGCAAAAUCUUCACACUUCUUAUCAGCACGCCACUGGCGUUCCUUUGGUUGCAAUGCAACAGGCUGGUAUACGUGGGGAAUCCCACUGGACCAACUCCAGGCAUAAGUCAAUUAGUGAAGCGAACUUGUUAGGAAUCGAUUCCAAACCCACCCGAUCAUAUACAAAUAGACGGAACAGUGUUGCAGAUUUUGUACCAGACAACGAUCACCAAAGCUACCUCAUGCCAUCCUCUCAUCUCGGCGGACGAAUGUCAAAAGCUGGAAGUCACAUGUCCCUAGCACAGUCACGAAAGCAUUCCACCUUACGACCUGGAGACCAUCUAGACGGUUACACGCAUUCCGCGUACAUAUAUCCUAAUUAUUACGUAAACAAUUUAGAAAUAACAUCACCUGAGAACAAAUCGACAUUACUUGUAUCAGGACUAAGUUUUGAAGUAAAAUCAGGGGAAAUUUUAGCAGUAUUGGCAACAUCGCAGCAAGAAGCAACUGGUUUGCUGGAUGUUUUAGCAGGUGCUAGAAAGAAGCUGUCAGGCGACAUAGUCCUGAAUGGCCAGGCGGUGGCGUCUUCCACGCUGCGGCGCGUGUCGGCGUACGUGCGUAGCGACACGUCGCUGUGCGCCGCCAUGACGGUGGAACACACGCUGCGCUUCCACGCCGCCCUCCGCCGCCCCCGGCACAACCACAACCAAAUGAAGAUGGACGACAGAGAUCGGAUUAAUCUGUUGAUCGAAGAGUUAGGUUUAGAACAAGUACGUGACACAAACGUUGUUCGUCUCACUCGAUCUGAAAUCCGUCGGUUGAAUGUUGCUUGUCAACUAUUACUCGAUAUGGCGAUACUUAUUCUCGAUCAGCCCACGAAGGAAAUGGACAUCUUCGACACAUUCUUCUUGGUGGAGUACUUGAGGAAUUGGGCUAGUACAGGGCGAGUUGUAAUUAUGUCCUUACAUCCGCCUACCUAUGAAAUAUUCGCUAUGCUCACUAAAGUAGUUUUAAUCUCAGCUGGUCGUACGAUGUUUAGCGGUUAUAGAAGAGACAUGUUGCCAUAUUUUGCCUCCAUUGAUUACCCAUGUCCCGCUUUCAAGAACCCUUCUGAUUACUAUCUGGACCUAGUGACGCUGGACGACCUCUCCGCCGCCGCCAUGCUGGAGUCGUCGGGCCGCAUCGAGGCGCUGGCGGGCGUGUUCGCGGGCGCGCAGUCCGCCCCCGAACCGCCGCCGCCCGUGCCGCUCCCCGCGCCCGCCACGCGCCCCAACGUGUUAUCGCAGGCCUUCGCGCUCGUCGAAAAAAGUUUGCUGUAUACGCAAAUGACGACAUUAUCCAACGUUAUAACUCGAAUAAUAAUAGCAGCCGUCAUGUCUCUCAUCACUGGCACUAUAUUCUGGGAUCUACCUUCAACAGAUGCAAAGCUGAGCCAGCACGACCGCGUGGGCUACCACUACAGCGUGAUGUGCGUGUGCGCGUGGCCGGCGCUGCUGUGGCUGAGCGCGCGCGAGGCGGGCGCGGCGCGCGCGCACGUGGAGCGCGACGUCGCCGUCGGCCUCUACUCGCGCACCGUCUUCGUGCUGGUCGAUCAAUUUUUGGAAAUUUGGUCGGCCAUACUGACGUGGUUGGCGUAUUUGGUUCCGAGCUAUGCUAUGAGCGGCUUGUAUGCUCAGUCACUUGGAUCUUUCGACGGUUUCUAUAUUUAUUUAGGAUAUAUGCUGUUAUAUCUAAUUAGCAUACAAAUGCUGUGUCGGGCUGCUAUAUUUUUAAUACCAAUGGAAAAAACCGCGUCAAUUCUGUCUGGUUUCUGUCUGUUUCUCACCACUCUUGUGAAUGGAGUCAUGUUACACCAACAAGAUCUACCACGCUAUGUCAAAUGGUUGGAAUACGUGUCCCCUUCAAAAUGGACGCUGCCAGAGAUUCUGAGACGGGAGUUGAGCGAAGUAGCGUUGAGAAGCAGUAUUAGUAAAGAUUUAAGAUGCACCAAUAAACAGAGGCAGCAUUUAGACAUCAUAGUGCAAUCUCCAUGUCCUCCGCCAAACGGUACACAAGUCUUAUCAAAUUUUGAAUACCUGAGGUCUGACAACAUCUGGGAGUGGACCGAAGACAGUUUUCUGAUUGCUUUAGCUAUUUUCUACGCAGUUUUCGCUCUAGUCGCCAUGUUUGCUUUUGUCUUUGAUUGCACGAAAUAUGUCAAAACCAAGGAAAGAGCCUCUAGACGAGGUCAUAAAGUAACUGUCAAUACGCCUUAAAAAUUUCGGUGCUUAUUUUUAUUCGUAUUUUUCGCCAUUUUUGGUGCUAACUUAUGCAAGUGUUAGUGAUUUAUUCCUUAUUAUCAAUUAUCAAAUUUAUAUAUUAUUGAAUUAUUGUCAUAAGGUUUACGUAUAAGUGUAACAUUGUCACAGUUUGAUUGCAUUUCUUCUUUAUAUCGAAUCUCAAUACUUAAAUAUUUAUAGCAUGUUGUAUGUUUAAAUAAUGGUUUUUUAAGCUAAACUUGAUUAAAAAAUUCAAUACAAUUAGGUUAUAAUUAAUUUUAAAAUAAUUAUAAUAAAUGUACAAAAAAUUAUAUUAUUAACAAGGAAUUUAAAUUUUAGAUAUAAUUAAAUGAAGAAGGCUGAAUAUUACGAUGUCUUCCGUCCAUAAUAAAAAGCAAGUUCAGAUUGCCUUAUUUAAUUAAUAGUGAUGUUGUAUAAUAAUCUAUGUACAAUAAGUUAUAUGGUGUCUACUUAAUUUAAGACAUAUAUCACAAUUUUAGGCCUAAGUAUUUUUUAUAUAAUAUAAUUCUAUCAGAAGAGAUUUUGUCUAAGGAAAUCUAUAGCCUAUUUAUAGAGGCUUUCUAUUAUCCUGUUUAAUAUGUAUGGUAUGAAACUGAAAUAAUUAAGCCUACCACUAUGAAUUCUGUUUAAUAUUAUUAACAAGUCUGUUAAUACUAGUACGUCAUAUAUUAGAUAAUACGGAAUUUUCUUUUAUUCUUCUUUACUAUGUAGGUUAUGUUUAAAAAUAGAACAUGAUUAAAUUACCUACGAAAACUUUUUAACUAUGUGUAUAUUUUUGGUGGGUUUAAUUUUUCUGGUAUUUUAACAUAUGAUAGGUUUAAUUAUUGGAAGUUGUCCACUCUGAUAUUUCAAAUGCAGUCAGUCAGAAUUGUAAUCUUAUUUUUAUUCGUCUUAAACUGCACCAAAUGUCCUUGCCGGUGCGAUCGAUCGAUGCAAAUUUAUCUUAAAUAUAUAAUCUACGAUGCGUCGUAACAUAGUAUUUUUAGUUAGAAAAACUAUAGUUUUUCAUAACACUGCCUUUGGAUAAUGCUCACAAAAUGAAUAUAUUUCGUAACAUUUAUUUUUAUAUUGAUUCCAGUGAUUGUUGUAAGUUUAAUCAUAAAGUCAAUUAUUAAUUAAUUAAUUUAUGAAUAAAACUUUUUGAUAGAAAAAGUAUUUAAAUAAGAUUACGAACGAGGAGCCAUAAUAUUAG
This is a messenger RNA of Vanessa atalanta (red admiral), 4279 nucleotides long. RefSeq names its product ATP-binding cassette sub-family G member 8. The coding region runs from base 319 to 3063 and encodes 914 amino acids. The transcript is spliced from 18 exons. Lineage: Eukaryota; Metazoa; Arthropoda; Insecta; Lepidoptera; Nymphalidae. Gene Ontology annotation, cellular component: plasma membrane. The record is from RefSeq and is a predicted model, not a curated record. Gene Ontology annotation, molecular function: ATP binding; ABC-type transporter activity; ATP hydrolysis activity.